AUGAGUGGGCAGUUUACCCAAAGCGGUAGUGGGAGGGGUAAAAGGUCGAUGCUUGAAUCUAAUAAAUGCUACAUGCUGGAUGGUGAUAUUCAGAUUUUUGUAUGGAUGGGAAGAAUUACGUCAAUAAAAGAGCGGAAAACUUCAAUCUCAGUGGCCGAGGAUUUUCUCCGAGCUCAGGAAAGACCCGUAAAUACCCAUUUAGCCUUUUUAACAGAAGGAUCAGAAACAGUGGAGCCAAAGCUUUAUGAAGAAGGUCGCGGGAAAGUAGCAGCAAUGUUCAAGCAAACAGGUUAUGAUGUGGAGGAGCUUCCCGAUGAAGAGGACAAGCCACAUAUGGAUUGCAAUGGUACACUAAAGGUUACUCUAUACCAAUAA
Erigeron canadensis is the source of this 375-nucleotide messenger RNA. RefSeq names its product villin-1-like. NCBI's taxonomy places the organism in Eukaryota, Viridiplantae, Streptophyta, Magnoliopsida, Asterales, Asteraceae. The record is from RefSeq and is a predicted model, not a curated record. The coding region runs from base 1 to 375 and encodes 124 amino acids. The transcript has 4 exons. Gene Ontology annotation, molecular function: actin filament binding.